AAUUGAGGAAACGGAGCAACUUGUUCCAAGUUGUGCAGCCAGGGCUGCCUUGGGGUGCCCAGCCAGCGCUCGGGGGCCCUCCUGGGUGUGGGCGCGGGGCGCGGCCCGGGGGCGCCCCCUGAGCAGGUGAACGUGCCUUUGCUUGCACACCCGCGUGCCCGUGGGUCCCUGUGUCCACCUGUGUCCAAGCCCCAUGUGUUUCUGUGUGUGCUCGUGUGUACAUGGAUCAGUAUGCGUGUGAGCCCCCGCUUCCUCCGUGCCUGGCGCCCCACGUUCGUCUCGGCCAGGAUGCCAACGAGGCGCUGGGCCCCAGGCACCCAAUGCAUCACCAAGUGUGAGCACACGCGCCCCAAGCCGGGAGAGCUGGCCUUCCACAAGGGCGACGUGGUCACCAUCCUGGAGGCCUGUGAGAGCAAGAGCUGGUACCGUGCCAAGCACCACGCCAGCGGGCAGGAGGGUCUGCUGGCGGCGGGGGCGCUGCGGGAGCGGGAGGCCCUGUCGGCCGACCCCAAGCUCAGCCUCAUGCCGUGGUUCCACGGGAAGAUCUCGGGCCAGGAGGCCGUGCAACAGCUGCAGCCGCCAGAGGACGGGCUGUUCCUGGUGCGAGAGUCCGCGCGGCAUCCGGGCGACUACGUGCUGUGCGUGAGCUUCGGCCGCGACGUCAUCCACUACCGGGUGCUGCAUCGCGACGGCCACCUGACCAUCGACGAGGCCGUCUGCUUCUGCAACCUCAUGGACAUGGUGGAGCAUUACAGCAAGGACAAGGGGGCCAUCUGCACGAAGCUAGUGAAACCCAAGAGGAAGCAGGGCACCAAGUCGGCAGAGGAGGAGCUGGCCAAAGGUAGGGGCCCCUGCCCUCCCGCACCGGGCCCACGGCCAAGGCCGCUGCACACGAGCGGAUUGCGGGACCUGCUCUGCCUUAGUAGCAGGAAAGUUGCUGCCGACACAGCCCUGGCGGUGUGCGUGGCGGUCGGUGUGCGUGGGUGUUUCCAUCUGCCUGUCCCCGCCCCUGUCCCCUCCCCCCCCCCCCCUCCGACAGCGGUCCUGCAGGGUGAGUACCUGGGACAGAAGGUGGCCGUGAAGAACGUCAAGUGCGAUGUGACGGCCCAGGCCUUCCUGGACGAGACGGCGGUCAUGACGAAGAUCCAGCACAAGAACCUGGUGCGUCUGCUGGGCGUGAUCCUGCACCAGGGACUCUACAUCGUCAUGGAGCACGUGAGCAAGGGCAACCUGGUGAACUUUCUACGGACACGAGGCCGGGCCCUCGUGAGCACGCCCCAGCUACUGCGGUUUUCCUUGCACGUGGCUGAGGGCAUGGAGUACCUGGAGAGCAAGAAGCUGGUGCACCGAGACCUUGCCGCCCGCAACAUCCUCAUUUCCGAGGACCUGGUGGCCAAGGUCAGUGACUUUGGCCUGGCCAAAGCCGAGCGGAAGGGGCUGGACUCAAGCCGGCUGCCGGUCAAAUGGACGGCGCCCGAGGCUCUCAAACACGGGAAGUUCUCCAGCAAGUCGGAUGUCUGGAGUUUCGGGGUGCUUCUUUGGGAGGUUUUCUCAUACGGCCGGGCUCCAUACCCCAAGAUGUCGCUGAAGGAGGUGUCAGAGGCCGUGGAGAAGGGGUACCGCAUGGAGCCCCCCGAGGGCUGCCCGGGCCCCAUCCACGCCCUCAUGGGCAGCUGCUGGGAGGCUGAGCCUGCCCGCCGGCCGCCCUUCCGGAAACUGGCAGAGAAGCUGGCCCGGGAGCUGCGCAGCGCGGGGGCCUCGGCCCCGGUGGGCGGCCAGGACACGGACAGUUCCUCCUCGCCCCGAGGCCAGGAGCCCUGACCCUGCCCCGUGGGGCCUCGGGCCCCAGAGGACAGAGUGGAGGGUGCGGGGUCCGGGGAAGGGGCCAGGCCCGAGAAGGGUCAGGGCCAGCGAGCUGCUCAUGUGGCCCAGGUGGGGGGCUCUGGGCAGCCCGUGGACACCAGGGACCCGGGGAGGCGAGGGAUUAGCGCCUCCAUAAAGACUGGUUCCAAGGAC
Molecule: messenger RNA, 2016 nt
Organism: Herpailurus yagouaroundi (jaguarundi)
Lineage: Eukaryota; Metazoa; Chordata; Mammalia; Carnivora; Felidae
Gene: MATK
Product: megakaryocyte-associated tyrosine kinase
Exons: 14
Coding region: 232-1821 (529 amino acids)
Biological process (GO): protein phosphorylation
Molecular function (GO): protein binding; protein tyrosine kinase activity; ATP binding
Source: RefSeq, a predicted model, not a curated record